Triplophysa dalaica is the source of this 7632-nucleotide messenger RNA. RefSeq names its product ST6 (alpha-N-acetyl-neuraminyl-2,3-beta-galactosyl-1,3)-N-acetylgalactosaminide alpha-2,6-sialyltransferase 3 (gene st6galnac3). The record is from RefSeq and is a predicted model, not a curated record. Gene Ontology annotation, molecular function: alpha-N-acetylgalactosaminide alpha-2,6-sialyltransferase activity. The transcript is spliced from 5 exons. NCBI's taxonomy places the organism in Eukaryota, Metazoa, Chordata, Actinopteri, Cypriniformes, Nemacheilidae. Gene Ontology annotation, biological process: oligosaccharide metabolic process; ganglioside biosynthetic process. The coding region runs from base 170 to 1093 and encodes 307 amino acids.
AGCAUGAAUAACGGUUCGCAACAGUAUUUAACGUCAUGUUUCACCGACACACUUACGUCGAACAUAUAUGGCGCUUAUAAAUAAAUCAGUAAACAACCUAUACUGGCAUUUUCUGACUGUAAAUUGAGACGAGUAGUCCAUCAUUGCAAGCUUUUAUUCAGCCUUUGAAAUGGCCUGGGUCUGGAAGAGGAAGUCGGUGAUUGUGAGCAGCAGUCUGAUCGUGGUGCUGUGUCUGUUUCUGGUGGUGAUGAACUACUCUGAGAAGCCGUACUUCCUGCUGCAGCCGAUGUUGGGCCACAGUUUCAGCAGAACUUGGAUGUUCUCCCGAUCGCCACACAAAGUCUUCAAACCUCACUACGGAUACCUCAGCGUCCCCUCACAGGAGCCAUUGAAGCUCCAUUGUGAGGUUUGCAGUAUUGUGUCCAGUUCUGGCCAGAUGUUGGGCCGUGAAACUGGGCCUGAGAUCGACCAGUCUUCGUGCAUAUGGAGGAUGAACAAAGCACCCACGCGUGGCUUCGAGAGGGACGUGGGCCACAGGACGGACCUGAGGGUGGUUUCUCACACCAGUGUUCCUCUGCUAAUCCAAAAGCCCCAGGACUUCUUCGGCCAGGGAAAUAAGACUGUCUAUGUGGUGUGGGGACCCUUGCGCAACAUGCGUCAGGAUGGCAAGGGAAUUGUGUACAAUAUGCUGAAGCAGGCUGUGGAAAACUACCCGAAUGCUCGCAUUUAUGUCACCACGGAGGAGCGCAUGAAUUACUGCGACACUGUAUUUAAAAAGGAGACUGGGAAAGACAGGAUUCAAUCGGGGUCGUACCUGAGCACCGGUUGGUUUACGCUCAUUCUGGCAAUGGACAUGUGCAAAGAGAUCAGAGUCUACGGGAUGAUCAACGACACAUACUGCAAGUCAGAAAGCUUCAAUAAGGUGCCGUACCACUACUACGAAGCAGGAAGUCGCAAUGAAUGUGCCGAGUACCUCUUGCACGAGAGUGCCCCCUACGGCGGACACCGCUUCAUCACAGAGAAGGCUGUGUUUGCAAAGUGGGCCAAAACUCAUCCCAUUAAAUUUUUAAGUCCAGAGUGGCAGCUGUCAUGACCAAUGGAAUGUCCUCAACACACCAAAACUUUGCCACGCCAAGGCUGGAAAAAUCUUUCACACUGCAAUGUCACAGCACCAGUUGUUUGAGUGCAGUAAGUAUCCCAUACUAACCACGAGGAGACGUCUGUAAUGCAUCUGGUGUUGAAUUUCUGUGAGUGAGUAGUGGAUUUUGCAUGUUCUCAUUGUUUACUCAUCUGGACAGUCUAGUAGCAGAUGUUUUCCUCGGAGCACAUACACACUCCACAGAAUUGAUGCGCUAAUAAUGUGAUGCUCUGUUUUUUCUUCAUCGCUGGAGACAAAAGAAAACGAGGAACGUUUUGCAUCUCGUAUCACAAAAACGGAUGCAGGCUUUCCAGGAAGGUUGCUGGAUCUCACCUUCUGCCAAAGGGUUCAUGUAUUUUUGUCUCAUAGACAACCAUUGAAAUGAAAUCAACCUUCCAAACCUUUAAGCCGAACACCGAAACAUGUUACACACAAUUUUACAUGAAUUUUAGGUCAUUUAGGAACCUAAGCGUAUCAAUUUUGACAUGAGAUUAGUUUAUUUUAAAUCACUGUGUAAAAAUGUAUGUAAGUAUACAGGAAUUUGUCAAUGUCAAGCACGGAGGAAUAGUUCAGCCAAAAAUGAAAAUGCUGUCAUUAUUUACUCCCACUCAUGUCAAUUCCAAACCCAGUGUUUUUCCUUUUUGUCAGUUCUGUUUGGGAGCUUGACAGAUCCGCUCAUUAUACUGUCACUGUAUGGAGAAUAGUUGGUAGAAGAUUCUUCUAAUUCCCCUUUUCUGUUCCACAAAAAAAGCAUCUGGCUUUGGCACGAUAUGAAAAUAUAGAAUGUGCAUUUAAAACAGCAAGCAACAGCGCAAAUGUUGCAACAACGCUUUUGAGUUCAUGAAGGCAUGCCACAAAUAGAAAACAUGAGUAUACAUAUAGGACAGGUUCAUUGAAGUUGUCAAGAUUAUGUCUGUAAGAAGCGUAGCGUAUUUUCCAAAGCAUUGCUAUCCAAUCCAUCAUUUUCCCUGUGCCUUAUUUGCUUGUUUAAAAUUACCCUCCCAUCCAGAAGCCACCGAUGUCCCAAAUUUUCUGAAGAUGAAAGUACACUCUCCCCGUAUGUCAGAUCAGCAGGUUAAUUUGAUAAGCCACUGUAGCCGUGUGCCGUUACAUCACAUAAACCAGCAGAUAAUGCAGUGCCCUGGGGGGCCUCCCACCGUGUCGCAGCUUCCCCCCGUGCAUCUCGUUGUGUUUUCCUUCAUCAAGCACAGCAUGAAGCAUCUUGCACGUAUAUCAGGAAUAUUCAUCAUCAUCUGUACCGUACGGAACACGCUUUCCUAUCAGCUUAUGAUUAUCAUCAGGCAGCUCAGCCAGGACAGCCUUUCUCUCUCUGUUCUGUGCACUUUGACCGAUGUUUGUGUAGCACUCCAACACGGCGUGAGUGCCGUUGCAGUGCAUGCAUUUUCCCCGGGGAGAAUGAUUCUAGCCAAUGGAUGUACCGGCUGUCGGAGCAUUGUAUACAGUAUAUGCUGUGACAAUAUACGAGAUAAACGGCAAACAACAGCGAGGAGUGCUUUGAUGAUCCUACUCACGUCUUUGGCCAAGUUCAUUUAAACAAAUGACGGAAGGAUAAUUUCUCAGAGUGCUGUCCCGGGAUCAUCGAGUGCUGUCGUUUGUAUUGAUUUCGUUCAGCAUGUGAUAAAAAGCAGACCUGAUUAGGAAACAGCACUUUCACUUUGUGUUUUUGAAUUCUGCUGUUCAUGCCUACCUACACACAUACUGUAUUUAGGGGAAAGUGGGAUAAGCUGUGCUACUUUUUAAUUAAAUUGGUUUAUUAAUAGGCAUCGAGAAAAGAGAUUGAGGUAAAUAAAUGAUACGGCUAAUUAUAUUUUAGCACGUCAACUGAUUAUCGAGCGAUUAACUUUACGGUUAGUUUAGUCACGGACACAUCUUACCCGAUUCACCUACAACACUUUACCCUACAGCAGCAAUUUUAGAACGUUGAAUAUUUCAUGUCUAAAUGGCUACCUGAAUCAUUUAUAUUUUUUUAUCAUUUCAGCAACAUAUUUCAAGGCCAUUUCUCAAUAUGCGUUCUUCAGCGGUCUUGUGUCCUUGUGUUCUCACUCUAUGACAUCAAUAACCGUCAAAGUCUGGUUUCGAUACUCAAUAACAGAGAACGCAUGAAAGUACCCGGAUGUGUUCUCAAUAUCAUGGAUGCAUCGUAUGAUUCCGCUUGAAGUCCCUGAAGUCACUGUUGCGCAUCCAUCCAAGUUCGAGACUAGACUGGUCUCCACAAGAACACAAGUUCAUUCUUUGACUUCUUGGAAUUGAGAAACGGCCUAAGACAUCAAUGUAGGCUAAAGUUUUGAUUGGCAAAGUUUGUUUUUGUCAUGAUUGCUCAAUCGCAGGCAGCUGUAACAGACCCUUUCAGAAUAUAUAGCAGCGACAAACAUUGAAUACAAUUAAAAUGCCAACCUAUGGCACAUCUUACUACAUCGAUUACACUCCCCUACUUUGACUCCGGAAGAACUUUGUUAUUUUUAAUGUCUGAUCACAGACUAUGCCUUUCCAUAGAUCUUUAGCAGCAUUUGUGGUUCUGCACAAGCAUGUGAAUGUUGACUUAUCUCCAGUUAUUUGGCACAAAAUUCAGCACAUUUUACUGUCCUCAGCUUUGGACUCAUCUGUUAUAAGUGCUCUAACAUUUUAAAAGUGUUUUCUCUAUUUUGCAGCCCAAAGUGUCCUUUUUGUUGCUUUUAUUUUUAAUUUUGCUCAUUGUAUUUUAUUGCUUUUUUAUUUGGCAUUUUUUCAUGUCUUCACACAAUUAAAGGAAAAGUUCAUCUAAAAUACAAAAUUGUGUUAUUUUUUACUCAACCACAUGACGUUCAACAUGUUUUAAGACCUCUCGGCAUCUUCUUAACACAAACAUAGAUAUUUAGGUGACUUCCGAGAGAUUUCCAGGCCUCCUCAUAGACAUCAUGGUAAUAGUUGUUGUCAAGAUCCCGAAAAGUACAAAAGACAUUGUUAAAUUAGAGUGGCUCAGUUUAAUUUUUUUGAAGCGAUGAGAAUUCUUUAUUCAAUUCUUAAUUCUUCGACAAAUUGGAGUAUGAACUAUCCUGAACUAUCCCUUUAAGUACUUUUCUGGCCUGAAAUCUCUCGAAUGUCACCUAACAUAUCUUUAUUUGUGUACCGAAGACGGCAGGAGGUCUUAAAAAAUGUUGAACAUCAUGUUGGUGAGUAAAUAAUAAAGAAAUUUUGAUUUUGAGAUGAACUUUAAGGCCAGGAAGAACCUGUUUUGCGGAUAUUGAUUGGUGCUGAGGGUUUUGCCAUCCAUUUUUCUUAAUUUACAGAGUCAUAUACAGUGCCUUGCAAAAAGAACAGCUCCAUUAAAAAGACACAGUUGCCUUACAUUUGGCCUCUACCUGUGUAUCAUUAAAAUUAUGUUUGCAUUAAGUCAAAUACAUUAUCCAUUAUUAUACUUUUUGAAAGAUCCUAAAAAUAUUCUAUUCACCCUAAAAACACUGGCAGCUUGCGUUUCAGUGUGUGUUUGACAGUAGCUUCACUAAGACAGUAAAACGCUUGUAAAAUAAACUCAGAACAGCUCUGUGUAUAAAGUUCACAUGUUCAUGUCCUUGUAUAGUGAGAUACAGACAAAUUCACCAGUGUCAUGCUUGUAACAUGUUAAAUUGCUGAAGUCAUUCACUCGGAUACACACACAGAACAAGCAGAUGACAUAUUUAAAUAGUAGAAUUCUGGUUUCCAGAUUCUUACCCCCACAUCGCGCAUAAAGCUCUAGAUAAAUAGACUCAAUGCAGCCGGAAAACAAGUAAAAAACAAAAUAAUAACCAAAAUAUAUAGUGGGGCGCCAUCAGUUUACCUCACACACGAACAGGCACAAGAAUAUCUCCGCCCCUCCUUUGUGUUUCUUCUCAAUGAUCUUUCUAAUUCUUUUGACAUGCGCUGCACACUGAUGCAGGAUUCUCACAGAGGCCGGGGAGUUGUGUGAUUGGGCCAGCCCAGUGUCAUUUCAAAAAGAGCCAAUGGGCUGCUGAUUAAGUGUCUCAUGGGUUUAUCAGUUUUUUAACAAAUGCAUCACGUCACCAGAAAGUUGUACUUAUCGAUUUAUGAAAAAUGAGAUGUAUCGGCCCAAAAAUCCGUCGGCCUACCAGAAAAAUGCCAGGUAUGCCCGAUUACCAAUUCAGCACUGACAGUACCUCAAUAACACUAAAUGUGAGUGCUGUUUGUUCGUGCAAAACUCAUCAUCACAGAGUGUGUUUGCUAGGGUGUUCUGGAUCAUUGGUUGGUUGUUGAUUGGUCCAAAUUAGAAAAGCCCACCCACAGAUUUCUAUGAUAUUCAAAUUCCUUGAUAUUGCUUAUAUAUUAAUAACGUUCAUAACUGCCUGUAAUUAUACCGGCCAAAGCGGAAGAUGGUCAGAAUGUUGUACUUUCUUUAACAUACUUUAUAAAAUAGUGAUUCAGUUGUGAUUAAUAAAGAUAAUGCUUUCUAGCCAAAUUCUAAAGUGUACUGUCCAAGAGCUGUGUGCUCGCAAUGCUGAUAGCACAUAUGAUUUUUGAAAGCAGAGACUAGGCAAGUUGUUAACAAUAAAGAAUGGAAUAGAUGGAAAUCUUUCACCCUGACAGUGAUCCUAAACACAAGGUCAAUGUUAGAGUGAAAGAGGUGUGUUUCCCACAAUGCCCCAGUCAAAGCCCUGAUUUCAGUCCAAUUAUAAAUCUCUGCCUGCAUUUGAAAAUCACAGUGCACAUACCCGAAAUACCAAUUUGCCUCCAAAAAUGGACUGGAAUAACACCUGAGAAGUGUUCAAAACUUGUGCACGCAUUCCCUCCAAAACCUAGAGUUAUUACUGCUGCAGAUGUGGCUCUUUAAAUCACUCGACCAAUAAUAUUUUAGUUUUAUUUUGAUUAUAUUUAUAAACGUUUUAUGAGAAGGAUUUGGAAACCUUUGCAAGGCACUGUAUCGUCCUGUCUUGAGCAUGUAAUGAAAGUUGCCUCGGAAGUAUUUCUCAAAGUGGAUGUGUUAAAGUGUAAAUGCCUUUUUUUUAUAUUGUGAUUCAUUUAAAAGGUGAUCAGAUGGAUUCAGACAAAUUUAUUCUUUUUAUUUACAUUUGCUGUCUAUUUUCUUUUCUUGUGCGAUAAACUAGAAAGUAGCAGGAACUAUUCAUUUCGCUCUAAUUUAUCAUAACAGCUGUAUUUCUGAAAUCAUGUACUUUAUACAUCUAAUGGGUAAUUUGUCUUUUGAAUUCAUGUUCUUGUUCUUCUAACCGUCAGAUGUUUGAAUAGCAUCAUGUGGCAUGACACUGUUGACUUUUCAUAGUAGCCCAUUCAGUGUAUCAGUAAUGAUCACAACCAUAUUUGAACCUUCAUUACUCUCAUUACAUACAUUAUUAUGUAUAUUAAAUAUACAGUGAUUAUGUUGCUAUGUGUAAAUUAUAUAGCCUGGAUGAGCGAUCCCAUAUCCCGUAAUCUCUUUGUGUGUGGUGAUUAUUGAGAAAUAUCAAAUCACCGGUGGCUGUGAUUGACCAAUCAGAAAUGAGUAUUUCAGAGCGUUAUGUAAUGUGUAAAAACCCAGACCCUGAUUGUAGUGAUUUUAUCUGCUUACCCAAGCAGAAAAUGAUUUGCUGGAUAACAAAAUAAGUUUACACUCAUGAAAUCUUUCCAGCAUGAACACUUUGACUAUUCAUUUUCUCAGUAGCUGAUGGCUGUUAUUGUCAAAUUAGAAUAAAUGCUCAGUCCCGAGCAGGAAAUGAUGUUAUAAUGAUGUAUUAUUAGAUCGUGACAUGCAUUACUGAUGCCUUUGAUGUAUUGGUGGGCUGCUCUGUUGUUUUAACAUGUGGUUAUUAGAAAAGCGAGGAGGAUUAUGAUCAAUGCUUAAACUCCUCAUUAAAGUGCAAAUGAACCAUCGGACAGCGAGAGGAAAUGAGAUUUAAAACCCCAUCUAGCACAUAUUUCAUUCCAACACAUUUUUGCUCGUCUCCUGCUUUAUAUAUCUGCUGUAUCUUAAACUAUGAAGUUUUAUAAAGACCUCAGUUGUAAAUGCCAGUGGGCAGUGCUGUGUCAUAGUACUUUGUUGGGCAGGGUCAGAUAACACAUCAUUUCAGGGUUUCUUUCUGUGCUAAUUUCCGUCAUUGAACUAAUGGCAGUUGCAUUAUGCUAUUAUCUAGACUAUAUACAAGACUGUAUAGGGGAACAACAGUGGAGUGUCUCUCUACAUCAGCAGUUCUGCAGAGAUGUGUAAGUAGUGUGUAUACAGUAUAUUAUGAUUAUUAUUUUGGAGUUGUAAAAUCAUUAUAAAGUUUACAUUUUUGCUGUGGUAAAAUGUAAUUGCUCUCUGUUGUUUUAUUAUUUCAUUUUGUCUUUAACAUCUGUAACUAUGUAUGCUGCUUUUCCUGUUUGUCUGUUACAUUAAUGUGCUCGAUUUCUUCGUAAACAAAUGUUACACCUUGACAAAAUGGUGGCUUUUUUAAGCUAUGUGAUUGUGUAACCUUCCUUUUUUUUACUUGCUGUCUGGCUUUUGUAAUAAAUUAAGCAAAUGAAAUGAG